Molecule: messenger RNA, 243 nt
Organism: Paramecium tetraurelia
Lineage: Eukaryota; Ciliophora; Oligohymenophorea; Peniculida; Parameciidae
Exons: 2
Coding region: 1-243 (80 amino acids)
Source: RefSeq, a predicted model, not a curated record
AUGAUUUGGAAAAAAUUGGAUGCUCUGCUAUCGAAGGCCGAGGCUAAGGGCUUCAAGAUGGCGAACAAGGCUCAUGUAUAUGUGGUUAAUGGGAUCCUGUGUCUUAUCGCCUACAAUGUCUAUACAGUGUUUAGGGGUUAUAAUGAAUUCUUUUUGGAAGCAAGACAAGAAGCAGCUCCAGACCUUGAUGAGGUAACUGGCGAACCCCAAUAUCCAAUCAAUAAGAAUAUACGCAAGAAUUGA